CAUAGCUUCUCUCUCUAAGCCAUGAACCCAUCUCACCAAGUUAUGGAACAAGGAACAUCACAGCAGAAUCUAAAGAGGGGGUGUUGUGCAACCGUGCUUACUCUGGCUUACCAGAGUCUUGGAGUAGUUUAUGGUGACCUCAGUACCUCACCUCUAUAUGUUUAUAAGACUACAUUCUCAGGGAAAUUGAGUCUCAAAGAGGAUGAUGAGGAGAUUUUCGGCGUUCUCUCGUUUAUCUUCUGGACAUUUACCAUUAUCGCGCUCUUCAAAUAUGUCUUCAUUGUGAUGUCUGCUGAUGACAAUGGGGAAGGAGGUACCUUUGCAUUGUACUCACUUCUCUGCCGAAAUGCGAGGCUAAGUAUUUUGCCUAAUCAACAACCAACAGAUGAGAAGUUGUCCACUUAUGCCACACAAGAUUCUGCAGACACAUGGCAGUCUUCACUUUUGAAGCUGUUCUUCGAAAAGCAUCCGAGGUUCCAGAGAGGGCUGCUGAUCUUUGUUCUUCUUGGAACAUGUAUGGCAAUUGGUGAUGGUGUCAUAACUCCGGCGAUUUCAGUUCUUUCAGCAGUGUCAGGUGUUAAAGUUAAAAUCAGCCACCUCCAUGAUAAUUAUGUUGUUGUGAUCUCAUGCAUCAUUUUAGUGGGACUUUUCUCCAUUCAGCAUCACGGCACGCAUAGAGUUGCUUUCUUGUUCGCACCAGUUGUUGCAGCAUGGCUUUUAUGUAUCAGUGGCAUUGGUAUAUACAAUAUAUACCACUGGAACCCAAAAAUAUAUCUUGCACUUUCUCCUUUCUACAUGUUAAGGUUCAUUCGAGCAACCGGCGUUGAAGGAUGGUUGUCCUUAGGCGGCGUGGUGCUAUCAAUCACAGGUGUUGAGACCAUGUUCGCCGACUUGGGUCAUUUUUCAGCUUUAUCAAUAAAGAUAGCUUUCACAUGUCUAGUAUAUCCCUGCCUCAUUCUGGCAUAUAUGGGUGAGGCUGCAUUCCUUUCUAAGCAUCAUGAUGACAUUCAGAGAAGUUUCUACAAAGCCAUACCAGAAGGUGUGUUUUGGCCAGUGUUCAUAGUGGCAACUAUGGCAGCAAUUGUAGGAAGCCAAGCAGUAAUUUCUGCUACCUUUUCCAUUAUAAGCCAGUGUUGUGCAUUGAAUUGUUUUCCUUGGGUGAAGAUUGUUCAUACUUCAAGCAGAAUAUAUGGGCAGAUAUACAUCCCAGAAAUCAAUUGGAUAUUGAUGUGCCUUUGUUUAUCUGUUACAAUUGGCCUAAGAGAUACCAAUAGGAUGGGACAUGCAUAUGGGCUGGCAGUUACGACGGUUAUGUUUGUAACAACAUGCUUGAUGACACUAGUAAUAGUGAUUGUUUGGAAGCAAGGAAUAAUAAAAGCCAUUGCAUGUUUGGUAGUGUUUGGAUCAAUUGAACUACUUUACAUCUCAGCUUGCAUCUGCAAGGUUCAUGAAGGAGGUUGGAUUCCACUUGUUCUGUCUUUCACUUUCAUGUGUAUAAUGUACACAUGGAACUAUGGAACAAUGAAGAAACACCAAUUUGAUGUGGAAAACAAGGUUUCACUCAACAGGAUACUGUCUAUGGGGCCAUCCCUCGGCAUGGUUCGCGUGCCGGGAAUAGGACUAAUGUACACAAAUCUUGCUUCUGGUUUCCCUGCCAUGUUUGGCCAUUUUGUCACAAACUUGCCUGCAUUCCAUCAGGUGCUAGUUUUUGUCUGUGUAAAAUCUGUUCCGGUCCCUUAUGUCGGCGAGGAUGAACGGUUGAUUGUUAGUAGGGUUGGUCCUAAGGAGUUCGCCAUGUUUCGUUGCAUUGUGAGGUAUGGUUACAAGGACAUACAACAGGAGAAUUACAAUUUUGAGAACAGAUUGGUAUCAACUAUAGUACAAUUUGUAGAAACUGAAGAAGAAGAGAACAAUAAUACAGAAUCAACAUAUGAAAUUUCCACAAAUAAUCCCUUGAAGAAUGAGUCUAUGCAGAUUUUGAAUGCUAAAGAAUCUGGUGUUACAUAUAUGCUUGGACAUUCCUAUGCAAAGGCAAAGAAAUCAUCUUCCAUAGUAAAGAAAAUUGCAAUAGAUGUUGUUUUUGCCUUUCUGAGCAAGAAUUGUAGAGAGCCUGAUGUUGUUUUGAAUAUAGCACAUUCUUCAUUGCUUGAGGUUGGUAUGGUUUACUAUGUCUGA
Messenger RNA from Arachis duranensis, 2175 nucleotides. Its product is annotated as potassium transporter 1. The coding region runs from base 22 to 2175 and encodes 717 amino acids. Gene Ontology annotation, cellular component: membrane. The record is from RefSeq and is a predicted model, not a curated record. NCBI's taxonomy places the organism in Eukaryota, Viridiplantae, Streptophyta, Magnoliopsida, Fabales, Fabaceae. The transcript has 10 exons. Gene Ontology annotation, biological process: potassium ion transmembrane transport. Gene Ontology annotation, molecular function: potassium ion transmembrane transporter activity.